Messenger RNA from Kuraishia capsulata CBS 1993, 378 nucleotides. RefSeq lists its product as uncharacterized. Bases 1 to 378 code for a protein of 125 amino acids. Lineage: Eukaryota; Fungi; Ascomycota; Pichiomycetes; Pichiales; Pichiaceae. The transcript has 3 exons. The record is from RefSeq and is a predicted model, not a curated record.
AUGACCGUUAGCUCUGCAUUAAAGCGCACGAUCCUUCGUCCUGUCAACUCCUCGGAUGUUGCUUUAGGGGGCGCUGUGUUCGACAUGGACGGAACCCUUUGUCUACCCCAGAUGGCUUCUCUUUCAGGAGAACAAAAACGUGCAGCAGAGCUAAAAAUCGAACAAGUCGAAGAAAAAGCGAUGAACGAAAUGAUACCCCAGAAAGGGCUUUCCAACCUGUUCGCGUUUCUAAACGACUCGAACGUUCCGUUGACAAUUUGCACGAGAAACCAGAUAGUCAGUCAAAUUUUCUUUUCAGCGACUUUCGCCUCUACUAACGGUUUAGAAACCUGUCAAACAUUUGCUCAAGAACUUCUUGCCAGACGCAACGCUCACUGA